CCCGAUCUGCAGAUGGCAGUAUCGAAGGUUCAACGUGGUCCUUUGCAGUGUAGUUUUGGAGAGUAGAAGAGCUUUUCCCCUUCACACCGGAAGUGCACUUGAAGAUCACUUCUAGGCGUAAAGGUCUAUUAGCAGAUGAGCAUGGGAGCUGAUAAAAGGCCCAGUCGGGGAGAACGCAGUGGGAGAUAUGGCUCAGAUGGCCCGAGAGAUGAUCCACAUAGACAUGACAAGCAUAGUCGUGAUGCUGAGCGAGAUUACAAGCGUCAAUGGGGGGAUGACAAAGCGAGGGAUCGCUUUGACGACUGCAGAGAUAAUCGAGAGAGAGGUCGAAAACGGCACAACAGUGACAGAUCAGAUGAUGAAUACGAUGGUGACUAUGCAGACCAUGACUACAGAGGGGAACAAGAGGAAGAGGAAGAGGAGGAGGAGAACAAGACAAUCAUGCUCCGGGGUCUCACUCUUCAUGUGACAGAGGAAGAUAUCCGUUCAGCACUGGAGAAGCUGCCGGGUCCCCAGCCGGUGGAUGUCCGCUUGAUGAAGAAAAGGACUGGUAUAAGCCGAGGUUUCGCCUUCGUGGACUUUUAUCACUUGCAAGAUUCUACCAAGUGGAUGGAGACCAAUCAGAAUAAACUGGUGAUCCAGGGGAGGAACAUCGCGGUGCACUACAGCAACAGGAAGCAGAGGUUUGACAACUGGCUCUGCAGCACUUGCGGUCUUUACAAUUUCCGGAAGAGGCUGAAGUGUUUCAGGUGCGGGGCAACUAAAACUGAUGGAGACGUAGCAACCGGUUCAAACGCAGAGUCUCAGCAGUCUUGGGAAUACAGUGGCGACACAAUAAUUCUGAGGAACCUUCCCCCAACCUGCAAUGUCGAUGAGAUUUUGAAGGCUUUGGCUCCCUUCGCCAACUUGUCUCCGUGCAACAUCCGCUUAAUCAAAGACAAGCAGACAGGACACAAUCGAGGCUUUAGCUUUGUUCAGCUAUCCUCUCCCUUGGAAGCUUCACAGCUGCUCACCAUUCUCCAGGGCCUCCAGCCACCUCUGAAGAUCGAUGGUAAAACCAUUGCUGUGGAUUACGCCAAAAGUGCGAGGAAAGAAUCGUCGCAGGCAGAUGUGAUCAGAAACAGCGCACUUUCAGUUGCCAGCACAGCCAUCGCUGCAGCUCAGUGGUCAGCCAGCCAGGUAAAGCAAGGUUCAGGUGCCAUCUCAGAUGUAAUUACCCCUCUCGAGAGCUAUGCUCAUCAAACACAGGCACAGAAUUUUCAAGUGUGGCAGCAACAACCAGAACGAUUGGCUACUGUCACUGGGGAUGGAUUGCUGGGAGCUGCUCCAGGAGUGAAGAAUAUGCUCCCUGCAGGUGUAAUCUUGCCUCAAGUUUUCCCACCCGUCAUUAUCAACCAGGCUGCCAUACAUUUGGCGGCACCACUCGAUGCAAGCCAACUGGCGUCUAAUUUUGCUACCCCGUCACUGGUCCCAGCAGCAGCCAACAUUGCCAUCCACAACACUGGGACUGCUGCCCCGGACACUUCCACAUACCAGUAUGAUGAGUCUUCUGGUUACUAUUACGAUCCAAACACUGGCCUGUACUACGACCCUAACAGUCAGUACUACUACAACUCUGAAACGCAGCAGUAUGUCUACUGGGACAAUGAGAAACAUGCCUACGUUCCUGCGCCACCUGCAUCAGACACAAAGAGCUCUGCUGCUUCCUCCUCAACAAGCGGCACCAGCAACAAGGAGCCUAAAGAGAAGAAAGAAAAGCCCAAAAGCAAGUCAGCACAGCAGAUCGCAAAGGACAUGGAGCGUUGGGCAAAGACCUUAAAUAAGCAAAAAGAAAGUUUUAAAACCAGUGUUCAAACAGUGGGGGCGCCAAGGGAUGAGGAGAAGAAAGAGGCUGCCGAUGCGUGUUUCUCCAUUUUUGAGAAGAAGCAGACAGGGGCCUUUGAGAUGUCGCCCCUUCUGAUCGAACACUUGAAGCCGACAGAGCAAGAGACUCCAGCUAAGAGUGCUCCCGUCGUGGCUUACGACAAGGACAGCGAACCCGGGGACAGUGGGUCAGAUCGCAAUGUAGACGACAGCGGCAAAAUAACCGAUUGGGCCAAGCUGGUUUGCCUCCUGUGCCGCCGGCAGUUUCCCAAUAAAGAGGCUUUGCUGCGUCACCAGCAGCUCUCUGACCUUCACAAGCAAAACCUAGAAAUCCACAGAAGGUCCCAGCUCUCUGAAGCCGAGCUGGAAGACCUGGAGAGGAAAGAGACUGAGUUGAAAUACAGAGACCGGGCUGCAGAGAGGAGGGAGAAGUACGGCGUUCCAGAACCUCCAAAGAAACUCUUCAAGCGGACUGCCCCAACAAUACAAUACGAGCAGCCCACCAAAGAUGGCCUGACAAGCGAUAACAUUGGGAACAAGAUGCUGCAAGCCAUGGGCUGGCAGGAAGGCAAAGGCUUGGGACGCCACCAGCAGGGCAUCACUGUUCCUAUCUCAGCUUCCUUGAGGACCAAAGGCACCGGCUUGGGAGUGAAAGGAAGCACCCUUGAAAUGCCGGCAUCAGGCAACUAUAAGGAUUCUGUCCGUAAAGCCAUGUUUGCACGCUUCGCUGACAUGGACUGACGAACACAAUCGCAACCCCAACAUAUUUUUUUGAAAACUGUUCCCAUCCGCUUGUCAUGUUCAGGGUUACGCUUAUCCAAACUGUGGAGGGGGAAAAGGCGGACUGUGGUCAUUAUACAAAUAUAGACAACCAUUCACAGUGUCAUCCACAUUCAUAAUCACUAAACAGUAAUCGAUCCUCCGUAACAAUGUACAGUUGAAUUCACAUUAUAUAUUUGUAAUGGCAUUUUGUACAUGAUUUUAUCUUUCCAAAUGUCAGUUUCAGUUACGCAAACGUGUACAAGGGUUUGUAAGCAAAGGUGUGCGGUUUUGAAGCAAUAUGACAAUUAAAAAAAAUCUUUUUGGUCA
This is a messenger RNA of Hippocampus zosterae (dwarf seahorse), 2952 nucleotides long. RefSeq names its product RNA-binding protein 5-B-like. The record is from RefSeq and is a predicted model, not a curated record. NCBI's taxonomy places the organism in Eukaryota, Metazoa, Chordata, Actinopteri, Syngnathiformes, Syngnathidae. The coding region runs from base 136 to 2604 and encodes 822 amino acids. The transcript is spliced from 25 exons. Gene Ontology annotation, biological process: mRNA splicing, via spliceosome. Gene Ontology annotation, molecular function: RNA binding. Gene Ontology annotation, cellular component: nucleus.